Molecule: messenger RNA, 3753 nt
Organism: Cololabis saira (Pacific saury)
Lineage: Eukaryota; Metazoa; Chordata; Actinopteri; Beloniformes; Belonidae
Gene: mindy4
Product: MINDY lysine 48 deubiquitinase 4
Exons: 18
Coding region: 194-2251 (685 amino acids)
Biological process (GO): protein K48-linked deubiquitination
Molecular function (GO): K48-linked deubiquitinase activity; cysteine-type deubiquitinase activity
Source: RefSeq, a predicted model, not a curated record
CCAUAGUAACUCACAUCGAAGAACAGCUUAGCUCACACAGUGUUCAGACAUGGUUAUAUCUACACAUCUAUACUUUUAGACGUUUUCUAUCUGUUAAAUGUGCGGUACAUCUGUUGUAUCUAAAGUCCUCGGGAGCAGCUACUUCUAUUCCUGGUGACUUCCUACAGCUGGCAAGGCUAGACAAGUUACCGCUAUGAUCGCAUCUGCUGAAGAAGUGUCUUCGUCUCUGGUACGGGAAUAUUUGAGCCGAAAGGGAUUGGGGAGGACUCUUGCCUGCAUGGAUGAAGAGCAUCCACGGACAGAGUUCAGUAUCAACAAUAGAUCAAAUCUGAGACAGAUGCUCAACAUAGAGGACCUCUACAGAAAGAAUAAGGCUCAAAGUUUCCCUCUGAAAACAUUACUGGAGAUUAUUGUGAAACAUCACAUAGAACAGCUGGACAGUCACAAGACCGUCGGAGAGGACAGCAAACCUCUGAUAUGUGUCCAAACUGUCAGGUCAACAGCUGUGUCCGCUGCAGAAACACCAUCGAUCAUGGAUGAUACACAAGCAAAUCAGAUCAACCCACCCUUAUUUACGAUUAAACAUUCCCAAAAAGGGUCUGACCAAGAAAGACUAUCCAGAAAUAUUCAAACAGAUGUGUUGGCCCAUGACUCAGAAUACAGAAAAUCCCAGCCAUGGAUGCCUUCCCUACAGGACAAUGAGAACAUCAUCCAAAAACACUCAGACAAAAAUGCUUUCAUCAAUGAGGCCACUCAAAAAAGCAGAACUAACCGAGUUAGGCGAGGUAUGAUGGUUGGACCAACACCACAGGACUCCAACAGAAGAAGACAGAGUCAAAGGGUUGAAGCGUCCCAGACGCUGUUCAGAAGAGAAGAAGAAAACAAGUGUUCUCUGGAUGGACAUUUGGUGACUGGCAUAAAUCAGAAAAGCUUAGAAAGCACUGCAGCAGGUAUCAGCUCGGCCAAGGAGUUGUUAAAUGCUUCAGGGAGAAUACAGAGUGAAACCAGUUAUGGAAUAACAAGACAAAGCCCCCUGAACACAAAGAAACUAAAGACCAGAGCAAAUGUAUCUGAUUUGGAUGCGUCGGACAUGGUGUUGGAUGACAUUGAUGAUGAUGAUUUGCAAGAAUUCUCUAAAGUAUCUAUUCAGAGGACUGUUGCAGAGUGUCACUAUGCACGACGACCGAUGGACCAACACACUGCUAUGGAAUUGAAAACAGUUCUUCUUGGUUCCAGCUUAAAUUGUUUCAGUGCUGAGUGGAGAAAUCAGGGUUUCACAUUCUCAGAUGCAGAUGACCUAAGAUACGGGAUUGUACAGCGAAAGGGGGGUCCAUGUGGAGUUCUGGCGUCCAUUCAAGUAAUUGUUUUGAAGAAACUGCUGUUUGAAAACCCUGAAUUCACUGAAAACAGCCUUCAAUUAUUAAGACCCUCUAACACUGCCAGAAGAAAGUGUCUUGUUUCAGCUUUGGCUGAAGUCUUGUGGAAGGCUGGAGAGGAAAGACAAGCAACCAUCGCAAUCAAUUCAGGGACAAACCAUUUCAUCGCUAGUGGACAGUACAGAUCUGAAGGAGUGCUUGAAAAGAUAAUCUGCCUGAUUGUGGAUAACUUUAAAGAUCUGCAGUUAAUUCUGGAGCAGCAUAUUGAACAGUUUGAAACAGGGACAUUGGGAUGCAUUCUGCUGACCAUAUCUGCCGUUCUUACUCGAUCCAUUGAAAAAGUAAGAGAAGAUAUGGACAUGCCCACGUCCACACUUAUCGGUGCUCAUGGCUACUGCACACAGGAAUUGGUCAACCUGCUGAUCUGCGGCAAAGCAAUUUCUAAUGUUUUUGACGGCGACCUUGAGUUGAACUCGGGCAGCAGCAACACAACUCUCCUUAAAGGAAUCAAAAGCCACUGUGAUGUUGGUUUUCUGUCUCUAUUUGAACAUUACAAUGUCUGUAAGGUAGGAGCUUACUUGAAGACCCCCACCUACCCCAUCUGGGUGGUGUGCAGUGAAAGUCACUUCAGCGUGCUGUUUAGCCUACAGAGGGAGCUGUUGACCAAUGAGGACAAAAGUCUGGAGUUUGACCUCUACUAUUACGAUGGACUGGCCAACCAACAGGAGGAGAUCCGUCUCACAGUUUCUGUUGGAAAAUCCACACAAAGUCUCCAGGAAAUCGAUAAUGAUCUCAUCCCUCCUCUGGAUCUCUGUAUCCGAACAAGGUGGAAAGAUGCCGUUGUGGAUUGGAAUGACACAGAGCCUCUCCUCUGAGGCUUCACAUACUUAUUGAUAUCAUGUCGUUUCUGUUUUAUCAACCAAUUUAUCAAUUUUGAACAUUUUUAACCCGCACGUGUCUAGGUUUGUUUCAGCAGCAGCUUAAGCAGACAGACCCGGUCCUCCCUCUCCCUGGCCAUCUCCUCCAUAUCUUCUGGGAAGAUACCGAGGCGUUCCUAGGCCAGCUGAGAAAUGUUAUUCCUCCAUUGUGUCUUGGAUCUGUGUCGAGACCUCCUCCCAUUUGAACAUGCGCGAAUCAUUUCCCCAAGGAGCCGUUCCAGAGGCAUCCUAACCAGAAUAUUUGUUUAAAUUUCUGCCUUUUUUAUGUUUUGUUUUCUUGAGUAACAAUUGACAAAUUUGACAGUUGGACAGCUUUCAGCCCACUGGGGCUUAUAUGAGCAUUCAUGGUCUAUUGACUUUGCCUUCAUAUCAAUUAUGUUUUAGAAAAUGCUUGGUGAAUUCUCAGUUUUGUCAGCCCCCUGAUCUGAACUGAUUCUUGAAUUGUGUCUGGCUUCCCUCAAAGAUGGGUGGUUUGUGAAUUUCUGAGUAAUAUGUAUUCCAUGGCAUUUUUUGCAUUUUUUUUUACUAAAAAUAAAUUGUUUUAUCUCUCAAGAGGCAGCUGCUAACCUCCAAUCAGAGAUCUUGAUGAAAAAUAUUGAAUGAUAGCUUAUAAAAAUAAAUCAGUAAGUAGGCAUGUGCUGAUAUGUUUUUACAACAGUAUUACUGUGGCCAAAAGAAAGACACAAUUAUGAGUAUUGAGAUACAGUAUAUAGCUACAUAAAUAUUUCCAUCAAUCAUCUAUACCUGCUGGGAGUCAAAUAAAGAACCUUUUUGCUGUGGGCAAGAAAAUAAAAAACCAAGCCACCGUGCUACUCCGAGAUAGAUGUAAUACUAUCAAAAUAAACAAAAAAAACCCCCAGAGUAACCAAAACUGUAAAAAAGUGGAACCGAGAAGUGUAAUUGCAGCGGAUGCAGACAUUUUUUCAAAUUAAAAGUUUUAGCCACAAUGUACAGUAUAUGUAAUGGUGUAAUGUAAUUUUGGCAAUUGUUUAUAUGUAAAUGAUUUGUCAUAUACUGGUAUUAAUUUUUUACUUCAACUGUACUCUCAUGAGAAAUGACUAAUAACAUCCAUUUAUUUUCGAUACCCGUUUAACCCUGUGCGGGGUCAUGAGGGUCAUUACAGGCGAGAGGCAGGAGUUCACUGGUCUAUCACUGGGCCACAUAUAAAGAUAAAGAUAGACAAUCAUGCAUGCUCAUCCUCGCACUCACACCUAUGGGCAGUUUAGAAUCAUUGAUCAACCUCCAUCUAUCCGUCCAUAUGAUGUAAAAUAAUAUUUGUGUAAUAUACAGUGAUGUUAUUGUGACUUAUUUGUGUCGGUUCAUAUUGAAUUGAUAGAAGAUGUCAGACCAUGUGCAUCUUUUCUCUGUCAAGUUGCCUUUUUCUUGAUGUAAUUUUUUUUUGUAAUUAAUUGUUGCUGUUAUUGAAAGAAACCCAAUAA